AAACUUGCUGAGCGAAAGAAAAGUACUCCCUCAAUCGCAACUGCUUUACACAGAGAAAAACAAGAGAAACAGUAUUGGCCAUAUUGUGCACUGCGCUGCCUGGGAUAGGCUCCAACCCCCUGUCCUCUCCUCAGCCAUAACCAUAUUACAGAUAACGAGGAUUGUCACACCAAAUGGGAAGCACGGACCAGGGAAGCAGGAAAAGGAGCGGAAGAAUCGGAGAACGAGGGAUUUAUUGGGAGACCAGUAGGAAGCACGACGCAAACGGUCUUUGACAGGAUUAACUGCAGGUGAUGACAUCAGUCCAGAUGAACAAGAUGCUUCCAGUAAAGAAGGAGAAUCGGUGACACUGAGCUGCAACUAUGUGGUGAUGGAGACUGGUGCUGAUUCAUCCACCACCCUCCUGGAGGACAGCAUGCUGGACCUCAGCAGCCAGCCUGGACAAGAGAAGCCACUCCCCAGAGAGGUGGCUUUGAUGGUGCACUUAAGCCUAGAGCCAACUUGUCCUACCAUUCUAAAGCUUAUUGAAUGGUUUGACUUGCCCAGCGAGUACAUGUUGGCGAUGGAAAGACCUGAGCCAUGCAUGGAUCUGCAGGAAUACUUCAGGAGCCAAGGGGGCUUCCUUAGUGAGGAGGUGGCGCGGCAUGUGCUCCUGCAGCUGCACGAAGCCCUGGGACACUGUGAGAGCAAAGGCGUCCUGCAUCGGGAUGUGAAGCCAAGCAACAUCUUGAUAAACACCAAGACGCUACAAGUGAAGCUGAUUGACUUCGGCUGUGGAGAUAUUUUCAAGGACAAGUCAUACACUGAUUUUGCAGGUCAUUGACACAGACCACUGAAAAACCCAUAAAAAUCAUCCUUUCAUUUAAGACAGCAGACAAUCCAAUGUCAAGAAGCCAGAUGUUUUGCCAGUUGUUUUCUAGAUUAAUUCCUAGAAGCGGUGCUUCUGUUGUUCCCUUCAUUAAGACAGCUGACUUACUUCAGUAAAAAUAACUAUCUGCCUCUGGAAGUCCCAGCACGGGUGUCACUUGGUGAAUGUCUGACGUUUUGCAAUAUUAAUCUCAGAUACCCUGAGAAAGAACCUUCACCUGAGAGCAAUGAUGUUCUACUCUUGUUCUGUUCUUUCACAGACUUCCAGCAUUUCAAAUUCAAAUUCAAAUUUUAUUUGUCACAUACACAGUCGUACACAGUACGAUAUGAAGUGAAAUGCUUACACGACCGCCAGUGACCUAAAAGACAAUUCUUUACAUAAAAUAGAAGUAGAAAUAGAAGUGUACUGUACAUAAUAGAAAUAAAAAUAGAAAUAUGCUGUACAAUAGAAAUUCUUUCACAUUGAAAUUAGGUGGAGGAAGUAUGGUGUGCAUGUAUGCAUGAAAAAAGUGCCUUAAGAUGCCUUAUUAAAGUGACUUUGUGCAAGGGUCCAGAUGUAAACAUGACCAUGUGAGGUCAGAUGUGAGUGUAGAUGUGCAUGAGAGUGUCCAUAGUGUCCAUUGGCGUUAGCAGGUUGUAUUAGUUCUGUGUUUGUGUGUUGUUGAGAGACCUUAUCGCCUGCGGGUAGAAGCUCCUCCUCAGUCUCUCUGUGUUAGCCUUCAGGGAGCGGAAGCGCUUCCCUGACCGCAACAGAUGGAACAGUCUAUUGUUGGGAUGGCUGAGGUCCUUUGCAAUCUUCCUGGCCUUGGUCCAGCACCGCUUGGUGUAGAUUGAGUGCAGGUCAGGGAGCUUGGUGCGGAUGAUGCGCUCAGCUGAACGCACCACCCUCUGUAUAGCUCGCCUGUCCUGCACUGUGCUGUUCCCGAACCAGGUCGUGAUGUUUCCCGUCAGGAUGCUCUCUAUGGUGCAGGAGUAGAAAUUCCUGAGCACCUUGGAGGGCAGUCUGAAGUCUUUCAAACGUCUGAGGUGGUACAGACGCUGCCGGGCCUUUUUCACCACGGUGUUGAUGUGGCAGGACCAUGACAGGUCCUGCGUGAUGUGAACCCCGAGGUAUCUG
Molecule: messenger RNA, 1984 nt
Organism: Brienomyrus brachyistius
Lineage: Eukaryota; Metazoa; Chordata; Actinopteri; Osteoglossiformes; Mormyridae
Product: serine/threonine-protein kinase pim-2-like
Exons: 4
Coding region: 371-823 (150 amino acids)
Biological process (GO): regulation of mitotic cell cycle; negative regulation of apoptotic process; protein autophosphorylation
Cellular component (GO): cytoplasm
Molecular function (GO): protein serine/threonine kinase activity; ATP binding
Source: RefSeq, a predicted model, not a curated record